This is a messenger RNA of Erythranthe guttata (spotted monkey flower), 1091 nucleotides long. RefSeq lists its product as uncharacterized. NCBI's taxonomy places the organism in Eukaryota, Viridiplantae, Streptophyta, Magnoliopsida, Lamiales, Phrymaceae. The record is from RefSeq and is a predicted model, not a curated record.
AUAAAUAAUAAUUUCAUUUCAAUAAAAGAUUACGGUUGGCACAAUUUAUUACCAAAGAUCUGGUAUACCUCAUCAAUCAUCACUCUCUCACCAAAAAACAGAAAAUUAAACCACUUCCCACAACCACCCCACCACCAUCCACCGCCGCCGCGGCGCCGCCGCCGAUGGAAGAGAAACCCAAAAAGAAGAGCAAAAAGCAGAAAAAUCAACACCCCAACCGAUCAAACAACCAAACCCGCCACCGAGUACUCAUUCAAGCCUUGCUCCGAUGUAAAGGGCCUCCGAUUCGGCGGUCAAAUCAUCGUCAAAUCGUUCACGAUACGGCGGGCGCGGCCGCCGGAGAUCCUCCGCCUCCUCUCUCUCCCGCCGGCGGCGAACAAACCCCCCACCCUGGCCUCCGCCGCCGCCUUCCUCCCGACAAACUUCACCAUCCUAGCGCACCACGCGUGGCACACGCUGACACUGGGGCUGGGGACGAAGAAAUCGAAGGUGGUGGUGUUCGUGUUCGAGUCGGAGGGUAUGAAGGCGGCGGUGGAGCGGUCGUGGCCGGCGGAGAUACCGCUGGGGGAGGUGAACAAGAAGCUGAUAAGGGGGCUGACCGGUUGCGAAAUGGCCCGGUUCAAGUUCCGGAAAGGGUGCAUCACUUUCUAUGUCUAUGCCGUCAGGAGAACCGGGAAUCCCGGAUUCCCUUGCGCCGACGAUCUCCGUACUAUUUUGCAGGCGGUGGUGGCGCUCAAGGAUUUCAUCGACCAUACGGCGAUGCUCGCCUUGCCUAAUCAGAGAAGCCUCGGCUACGCGCCGCCGCUCGCCGUCGCUCAUUAAAAUUAGGCAUGUUUUUUUUUUCUUUUUUUUUUAGGGGAACUCUUCAAACAAUUGACUGAACAUAUUUUUUUUUUUUUUUAAUUUCCAUAUUGUUUUUUUUUCUUGAAUUGGCUGUCGGUGAGGAUUAAUGGUGGAAUCGUUCAAUUUUUUUUUAUUUUUUUUUCAACUGUGUAUUUUUAUAUUUUACAUUAAUUAAGAAUGAAUACUUGUGGGAUUCGCAGAUGAAUUAAUCAUUUAAUUUUCUCUGGGACUGAUAUAUAUUAUUAAUA